Molecule: messenger RNA, 1489 nt
Organism: Chelmon rostratus (copperband butterflyfish)
Lineage: Eukaryota; Metazoa; Chordata; Actinopteri; Chaetodontiformes; Chaetodontidae
Gene: gpr173
Product: G protein-coupled receptor 173
Exons: 3
Coding region: 215-1489 (424 amino acids)
Biological process (GO): G protein-coupled receptor signaling pathway
Cellular component (GO): plasma membrane
Molecular function (GO): G protein-coupled receptor activity
Source: RefSeq, a predicted model, not a curated record
GAGAUCUGGACCACUGACACACUGUCGGUACAGCGUCAGGUGCUGCAGCCUCGUCUUUAGGCCUCCAGGUCUUUCCAGCUAUCCAUCUUUGUGUGGGAACGGCCGAGUGUUUCAUGUAGACUGCAACGGACGGCCUGCCUGGAGGACAAGCAGCCCACAGCAGGACCAAAAGGGGAGACAACAUAAUACGAAAGCACCUGCUAGAAAUGGGGCAAUGUGGAUUGAGGUGUUCCUGUUCCUUGUGAACUGCGGAAAAGAAGCAACCACGAGGACGGAGGAACGACUACCCGGAGGAGGCGGUGGUAUGGGUGGGGGGGCAUUUGGGAUGGCGAACGGAAAUGAGAGCAGCGAAGGGCCUGCUGGGCCCAUGGCAGCAGUGGUGACUACCACAGGAGGUAUGGUAGCAGAGAGUCCCUCCUCUGCUGUCUCCACCUAUGUCAAACUGGUACUACUGGGGCUGAUCAUCUGCAUCAGCCUCGUGGGCAACCUGGUGGUGUCUCUGCUCGUUCUGCGGGACCGGGCUCUGCACAAGGCACCUUACUACUUCCUACUGGAUUUGUGCCUGGCAGACACCAUUCGCUCAGCCAUCUGCUUCCCCUUUGUGUUGGUAUCUAUAAAGAACGGCUCAGCCUGGACCUACAGUGUGCUAAGCUGCAAGGUGGUGGCCUUCAUGGCAGUGCUCUUCUGUUUCCAUGCCGCCUUCAUGCUGUUUUGCAUCAGCGUAACACGCUACAUGGCCAUUGCACACCACCGCUUUUACUCAAAGCGCAUGACAUUCUGGACAUGUGUAGCAGUGGUGUGCAUGGUGUGGACACUGUCUGUGGCAAUGGCUUUCCCGCCCGUUUUUGAUGUGGGCACCUACAAAUUCAUUCGGGAGGAGGACCAGUGCAUCUUUGAGCAUCGCUACUUCAAGGCUAAUGAUACGCUAGGCUUCAUGCUAAUGCUGGCUGUGCUCAUUCUUGCUACACAUGUUGUCUACAUGAAGUUACUCCUCUUUGAGUACAAGCACCGCAAGAUGAAGCCGGUCCAGAUGGUGCCGGCCAUCAGCCAGAACUGGACCUUCCAUGGGCCGGGGGCUACUGGCCAGGCGGCAGCCAACUGGAUUGCGGGCUUUGGCAGGGGUCCGAUGCCGCCCACUCUGCUGGGAAUCCGGCAGAACUUGCACAACCAGAACCGGCGCCUUUUGGGCAUGGAGGAGUUCAAAGCAGAGAAGCAGCUUGGCAGGAUGUUCUACGUGAUCACCCUGCUGUUCUUGGUGCUCUGGUCUCCCUACAUAGUGGCUUGCUAUUGGAGGGUGUUUGUCAAGGCUUGCACAAUACCACACCGGUACCUCUCCACCACCGUGUGGAUGAGUUUUGCCCAAGCCGGGGUCAACCCAAUUGUCUGUUUCUUCCUUAACAAAGACUUGAAGAAAGGGCUCCUUUCCCACCUACCAGCCUGCUGCAGGACUAAACCUCAUCUGCCACGAGAGCCUUAUUGUGUCAUGUAA